AUUCUUGAUCCUAAAGACAAGACAACAACAUUCUCAAUCACGUUUACUUGUAUUAGGAUAUUUUGAAAAGAUUUCCAACUUUUGAAUGUGUUAUUUGAAAUUUUCACUGUAGUAUUUUACAGCCUGUUGGCCUAGAAAGCUUGAAAUGGAGAAAGAUGAAGCAGGUGCAGACCAAGAACAUGAUAAUAUUGAAGUUUCGGAUGUAGAUAAAAAUCCAGCUGAGAAUGACAAAAGUAAAGGCAUUACAGAGGGUGGGCCAAAACUUUCAGUUAGGAACAACAUUAACAGUAAACGUGUGAGAAAUGAAACAAUUAGAAAAAGGGUUACAACUGAUGUUCCAAUUAUAAACUGUAAGAAGAAAAAGAAGAUUUCUUCAAAUCCCAAAAAUGAUAAUGAAUCUCCAAUUCAAGAGAGAUCAAGACAGAAUGCAAAUAUUUCGGAUAUUGGACCAUUACCAAGGGAGGAAAAGACCAAAAAUUUUAAGUGUGAUAAAUGUGGCAGUCCAUUCAUUACCAACCCAAUGGUUAGAGGUAACAAGGUAAAAAAGAGUAAAGUUCUGCCUAGCCCAAGGCAUAAAUUGGAUCCAGAGACAAAAAAGAUUUUAAGUUUGUGCAAUGCUUGUGGGCUCGCUUUCAAUAGAACAAAAAAAGCAAAAAAAAGUAUUGCACAACCAUCUCUUGAGGAGAAGCAGAAAUACUUUGAUGAAGGGAAAAAAUAUGCUGAAAAUCUAGUAAAAGAGCUAGACAAUGAAGAAGCUCGUCGAUUGUACUGUACAUAUUUCACCAAAAAACCUUGCGGUUGCAUUCAGAAAUUUAUAGGUGAUGUUUUCAAUGUUUGUUCUAGCGAAACUGAUGAAUCGCUGGGUCGUGCCAAAGAUUUGCUAGAAGUUACAUUGAAAGCGAGGGAAUAUAAAUCUAUGAAGAUCUGUGUAAACGAGAAUGUCACCAAUGGCCAUGUAGAUAGCAACGAAAACGAGUCUUCUAAUCUGCAAAAGAGGCAAAGAAAGAGAUCGAAGAGAAGUACCGUUGGCCUUGGAAAUGGGCAGAAGAAAUCAAAGCAAUUCGAGAGCUUUGUUCUUGAUCAGCGUUCUAGACUAAAAGUGAAGUAUGGAUUUUGCGAAACAGGAACUAAAAGAGUUCUUCUUUAUUCCAACAACUUUUUACACAAAAGGCUGAAGACAGAUCCGGAUCAAUCGUGUCGUGUCGUGAGGCAAAAGGGUAAAAUUGCCCUUGGAAAACUGAGCUCUAUCGAAGAUCUGCCUAAAGAACAGUGUUGUGUGGAUAACUGUGUACGGAUGGCAUACACCCACCAGACGUUACUACAAGAAUGGCGUGACAGGUCGACAAAAGGCCAAGCCGAAGCGAGGCGGGUGAUCGCAGAAAUGUUAACUCCAUCUGGCGGAAGUAGAACGAAUUGUCACAAGUUUGUUUCAUGGGUUACAGGUCGCAGUUUGACGACCAUAGGGAAAGUUAAUGAUCAAAUGAAAAAGACAGGAGGAAAUAGAGAGCCCCCUGAACAUGGUCUGAAAAAAUGGUGGAAGAACAAUCCGAAACCAAAGAAAAAGAAACCAGAGGCAAAGAUCACUACUAAAAGCUGUGCCCCAGCCUUUAACCAGGACAGCACUACGCCAAUUAUAACUCCCUUUAUGCAACCAUUAAACAUAUUGCAGACUGCUGCGAACACUUCAGGGCUGGCAGCUGUUAUCCAGCCACAGCAACAACAAAACCAGUCUACUGGCAGUGCCCUUUCUAACAACGGCCCUGUUAUCACUAUACCACAAAGCUUGAUAAUACAAACCGGAAACGGUAACUCAUUUGCCAUUCCAAUGAGUGCCUUACAACCACAAAACUGGCAGCUACAACAACAGCUUCAACCAUGGCAUUUGCUGCAGCUCCAACAGCAACAACAGCACCAGCAGAAUGCACCGGCCGUUGCUGUUGCGCUUAACCCAAUCGCAACCAUUACACGCCAGGAAGCCACUGCUCCAACGAUGGUUUCCAAUGGUAACAGCCAACCAAAUACGUUCCUCAUAGCAGCAGCAGCAGCGGCAGCAACACAAAAUAUUAUGGAUACUUCUAACGAAUUGACACCCAUGCUAUCAACGCACCAACAUACAACGAACGCUUCGACUUCACAACAGCAACAAACAACUACCCAGUUCCUUCAGAUAGCGCCAGCUAAUCAAUCACCUAGUAGCAUUCUUCAGAAUGGACUGACAUUGCUUAAUAUUGCCCAACAGUUACCAUCGGCUGCUCUUGCGAAUGCAGGCACGUAUAGUAUGGCCUCGCCUGCAAAUCUAAGUGCAGCCUCCUCUGCAAGCCUGAAUGUACCAUCUACUGGAAGUCUGAACGUUUCCUCAUCUGCUAACGUUAACUUGAUUUCGUCAGGAUUACCAGUUAUGUCUCAAGUUUCGUCUUCAACUGAACAUCUUUUGCCAAAUGAAGGUGCACUGGCCAUCUUGAAUUCUGGGAACAUUGGACAGCUUCAAGGGGCCCAGCUCACACAGCUUAACCCUCAAAGCACCAACACUCAAAUGGUUGUCAACUCUCCUAUUCAGGUCUCAUAUAUUUCAGGGACGUAAUUCUUCAUUAUUGUGCCAAAACCACGCCUCCUAUGGCUGUCGUGAAAGUACGGGAUGAAAGAUAAUUGUAUCGAGGUUGCUAAGGGCCUCUAUACAACAAGCCACCAUAGCUCGACAUUUUUCAUACCAGUUAAGCUUUGCGAUCCAGAGUAUAAUCCUCAAGGCUCAGACAGAAGAUACUGGGUGUUGGUUUGUCCUAAUUGCAAACAAUGCCUGAAAGUGCAUUUCACUGGAGGCAUCUUUCUAUACCGUCUCUUGUUCUGUCCCUGGAAUGGUUCUUUUGCCUGUUGAAAAUCCUUUUUCUAUCAGGGCAAUAGACGAAACUUUCUUGGUAUUUUACGACAAACAUUCGGUGUGUACAGUGUACAAGGAAUUAAUCGACUGAUUGAAAGAAUAUUAGAGUAUAGAGGUUUGCUGUUUUUGAGGUCGUCAAAAACAAAUUGAUUGCUUUUGAACGUAAAGAGUCUUCUUAGUAGUAUUGAAGUUCUUUCUGUAAAACCAUGAGUUGAAAGUUUGAAAUUCAAAAGCCAUUUUAUACCUUAGCUAUUUCAAAACCUGAUGUGGUUCAGCUCCUCUGCCAGCCCUGUAAGGGUGGCGAUGCCAUUGCCAGUGAUAAUUAGGAAGAUCGUCCCUAACGAAGCUAUGGAGCAGGAGAUAUUAGGCUUCUUUUACCCCCUCAUUUCCACGGUCUUUUAAAAAAUGUAUAUUCAAACGUAUUAUUGUCUUCUAAACUUUGGUUCAUUCUUGAUACAUACUAUACAAAUAUUGUAUUUUCCGUUGAGGCUGUUAAAGACAUGGCUUGUCUACUAUGAAAUUGAAAUGUAAAGCACCUUCAGAAAAUGUUCUGCUUCCUGUCCAUUAAAAACCGCUAACUUUUCUACCUUUUUUUAGGUGAACAGGAUUCCUGUUCCUAUUUACAAGCCCAGAGAUGCUUUGCAUCGAGUUAUGCCCAUGACCCAAAAUGUGGUACCUUCAUGGUUUUUAGAUGAGAGGGCUUUUACGUUUACAACAAAAUUUGGAUUUCAUAGAGGAACGUUUCUUGAGCGAAGUUUCAGUCCCAGAUCUUAAAGAUUCUGGAUCAAGAGGGUAGAUUGGCCUAACAUCAGGGGCGUUGUAGCUAGGUGGGACACAUUGAUAUUUUCCGGCAGGCCCCCUUUCAAGUGAAUUUGUAAAACCCAGGACAAACAGGCCUCUGUGAAAGAGAUGCGUGGAAUAUGAACAGGGCCGCCGAGAGGGGGACAAAGAGGGGUUAACUGCCCCAGAGCCUCGAGGUCCAGGGGCCUCUUAAUGCAAGGAAUUCCUAUUUAGAAAUGAAUUUUAACGAAACGCAACAGCUUAACAAAUUGUAAAACGUGGUAAACGACUGCAAAAACAUUCUGAAAUGUAUUUCAAGCUAAUUUAAAGGGCGUGGCCGUAAAGACUUUCUACUUGCUCCGCUCACAGGGCACGUAAGUGCUCUAUCGCGUUUGUGUUUGUAUCAUUAAGACCCCGUUUACACUAGCACGUAUUCAAAUGGAUCCGUACCCAAACUAGCACUUAUAGGCUUUUCGUUUACACUAGACCUGCUGGAUCCGUACUCAUUUCGGCCUGCUAUCUGGACCUGUGUGGGAUCGCUUUCCAAGGUGUACUCACUUGGGUCCGUUCUCGUUGUAAACGGCUGGAACCGAACCAAACCAAGCACACUUCGGAUACGAGGCAUGAAUUUUUCUCCUUAAGAGGCCGAUUGUUGGCGCCAAAAUCUCGAAUUUCAUAUACAAACAAAAAAUUCUUCUUAUACUCACAUUGUUAGUGUUAUGGUUUAAUUCCUGGCUGCAGUUUAUUGCUUUUUUAUGUGCUCAACACAGGAUUCGUCAGUUGAGACUAGCUUUGGUUAUAUCUAAACAAAGCAGCCUGGGACUAGGCCUACAUCGUAACAUUCAACAACAGUGAUAUCGGCACCGCAAACUAAGAAGAUUCGGGCAAUGACCAGGAAGAACCAGCGUUUGAUAGUUCCUGAAGAAUAGUACGAUAAUUUUAGACUAACUACGAUCGUUCAUGCAAAAGCGAACAACUCACUUGAGAAAGACAGUGGACUGGAUCCGUGCUAGUGUAAACGCGAUCUAAAUUGAAUCCGUUCUAGUGUAAACACCAACAAAACUGGCCACGGACCCAAAGUGGUUCCUUACCCAUUUGUAUCCGUGGUCAACAGUCGCUCUUUAAAGUGAGUCAAUGGAAACGCCAGUUCAUUUUUUAUCGUUUCCACUGAGCUGGGUUGAAAAGAACCCAGGCUUCAAGUGUGUCCUCAGCCCUUUACACUUCUGGUUAAUCAGGUUUAGAUUAUCAUAAACAGAAACCCAAGCACGCAGAACUUUGAGAAAAAUCAGUAUUUAAAACCAUUUUUCUUGAAUUUUUUGAAUAACGCUGUUGCUGUUGCUUACAAAAGUUGGAUCAAAAGUUGUCCGGGUUUGGCGUUCCCACUAGCCCACAGGUGAGUUAAAAGAUACCUGGGUUUAAACUAAUCCACUGGGGAUCCGUUUUUAUCCGUUUUUCAAAUGGGUUAGUUUAGUGGGAAUGCAAUGCAAAAACGGAUAACUUUUAACCAGUGGUGGAAGUUCAGGCUUUCAUUUGGGGGGCCCAGGCCUGCAAUUUUCCGACAAGAUAGCAUCAUGGACCAUGUAUAAUUUUAAAGAAACUGCACAUUUUAAUAAAAGUAAUUGAUUUUUUGACGGGACUCUUUAGAAAUCUUGGCUGACCACGCCAUAAUUAAGUAGCAAGAAUAACAAUCCAUUUAUGAUUUUUGAUAUCAAGAUCGAUAUCUCAUCUAAGACAAUUGAUGAUACAAGAGGUAGACCGAUUACGCUAUUGACAAGUCGUACGUUCAUUUUAUGCAUUUUAUCUUGUUUUCACCAGUGAGAAAUACGUUUGAAAAUAACUUUUAUUUAGAAGAAUCCGAUGGAAAUUUUGGCUAAUCUUUACGGAAUUGAAAUUAAAUGUACAAUUCACAAGCAGUUUUGAUUUUGGUCAUAUAUUGUUUGAUUGAUUAUUAGUAAUGGCUAAUAUUUCAUCAGCUAUGCUAUGUUCAAAUUUUGCAAAAAGGGCACAGAGAGGUUAUAAAGGCCCCUGGGGUAAAAAAGGAAACGUGGAUCACCUGCGAGUGAAGCGAACAGAAAAUUUGACAAUUAGGCCCCUUAGAUUAGCUUAAAUUCACUUUUCAAAACGAUUCUUUGGAGUAAUUUCGACACGUUAAACGGUUGUCAAUUAUCCGACGAAAGCCCGAAUUUUCCGACGACGUCGUUGAUUUGGGGGAGGGGGCUGAACCCCCAUAAUUUCCGCCACUGCUUUUAACCCGUUUUCGUUUUAAGCCGAGCUAGUGGAAAGCCUGCCUCAGCUAGAGCUAUUCGAUAUGUGGCACUUGUCAUUAGUUAGUCGUAAGUUAGUCAGGUUUUACAGAAUUAGUCAUUAGCCUGUUGGCAAAACAGUCAGUCAGUCGGCUAGUCGAAACCCCUUCUUCACCCACAGCUAGCUUAGCUUCUUAGUGUCCCAAAAUCACCUUGGGAUGGUUGAGUUCAUCGAGAAAAGAAUAUUUUUUGCAAGAAUCACCCUAACCCUCCAUCACCCGAAAGUUUCACUCUUGAAGUUUUCGUAUUUAAGACACAAAAGAGUCGGGUUCUUGCCACCUAUACUUUAAAAUGGAAGAGGAUUGCCCUCCAGCCUCAAAACGCAAAAUAACUUCCUGGAACCAUACAAAAUUAGCUUAGGCGUUCAUUUUUUACCAUAUGUUGUCACUCUUUUAUCUGGACUACUUUCGUUAUUACGUACGCGCUGUACUAUGUGCACCUGUCAAUUACGUCACAGGGACGCACCCACCUUUUGGUAUGCCCCAGGCCACGUAUUGCGAAAUUGUGAAACCAUUGUAUUCAAGUGAAUAACUGUGAUUGGUUUUCCUGGAUACUUCCGGUAACAGCUUGUGAACUUGAUUGGCUCAGGAGGUUCAAAUUCGAAGACAUUUCCCUAGCCGAUUUGCUGAUUGGUUGCUUGUCGCCCUAAUUUUAACCUCGUUCACUAUGGGUUUCCUUUGAACUGUUGUUAUCUACCAUAAGUCAGCUCGACCUACUGUCCGUGCGCACAGCUUUCAUGUUAGUCACUGCCACAAAUGAGCAGCUACGAGGGAGCAAUUGGUUUGAAGUAUUGUUUUAAUCAUUACAUGAAUCAUCUCCUGGUGGGAAGAAGUUCAUAAGUUCAUCUUGGGACGCGUCAGGAUAAUUUUUUUCUACGCACCGAAAAUGGCAUAUGCUACCACACUUUAGCUGAAAAUUGCAUCGAGGAAAGCUUUGAAAUGGAAAUUUUACAGAACUUAACACUCAACUAUGUGUACGACAUAUCUGGGCCUUCAGCUCCACCCCCUAGUCCUAGUCUCGGAGGCAAACGAAGACACAUUAGCCAAGCUUCCAUUUCUUCAUUGCUCGACCAGUGUUGUGAAGAACUCAAAGACCAAGUCGAUAAGAUGGACAUUGAUGAUAGUUUGCAACAAAAUUCUGUUUGGGAUACUAGACUGCCAAUGAAGAGAACCAAAAAGGACAUUUCUGUCUCAAACAUAUAUUCAAACUGUCAGCAGAACUCACGAUUUGGGCCUAGGAUUCGGCCUUCAUCUAACUGCGGUUAAGAUUGGUCUUCAACUUUCGAGCAUAGGUCAAACCAUGAUUUUAGGUAUACCUAGAAUAACAAAAACUAUUUCUCGUGAUACAUACAGUGGAAUGGCUUAGCCACAUGUGAAGUCGGUCUGGAAGUGCUUUCGGAAGAUUUUAUCAGCACCCAGAUAAGGUAAGGACAUGAACUCUUGCGGCAGUUUGGUUCAACAAUAAUUGAUGGGAAUAUGACCUUCUGCCUCGUAUUAUUUGGAUAGACACUGUAGAGCAAUUGACUUUUUUAAGAUUUAAAUUAUUUUAAGUCGAUGAGUAAAAGCUUAUUUCUGGAGGAUAAAUUAUGUCGGAAACGCUUGGGCAUUCCCCGCUGCCCUCGAAGACUCGCUUCGAUUCCCAUGUCAGUUCGAUGAACAUUUUAACUGCUGUAUUUUGCCAUGCAAGCUAACAGUUUAUGAUUUGCCACAUAUGUACAACACCAUACAUACAUAAAGAGAAAUGGAUUUCUUACACAUUGCUAAUAAAGCAACAUGUCAAAAACCCAAAUUAGGUUUAACCUUUAUUCAUACUUUAUCGAUUAAAAUUUUUGCAGUUUCUUCUUUAGAAUAAAUUGUUGAAAAUCUUACGUUUAAUAUUCUUAGACCUCUCAAAACAAAGGAAACCCCUGGAUGAUCCUCUAAAACGUAGCUAGCUACAGAACUCAUGUACCAAACCUCAAUGCUAGCUCUGCUUAAGGGCAACCCUCCCAGUGAAAUGAAACUAAAAUGUUUGAAAUCAUGUUGCAUUCCUAUUUGAAAACGUUUCAGAAGAUUACUUGUAAUUCAGCUUUAGAACCAGAUUAUCUCGUCUAAAAAACAGAUUUUUCAUCAGCUGACUUGCACGGACCUGCCCAAGACAAUACCUUCGACAUUAUGGCAGCCAGCCUAUUAUGUAUGUAGGUAAAUCUCGGUUUUGUAAACCGCCGUUUUGAAUAUGUUAAAAACGUAUUCAUUAUGCCUACCAUUGUAUAAAUGGAUAUUAUUGUGUAAAUAGUUAAGUUUUCUACGAUCAGUAGUCUUAGUGAAUAGAAGUCGCUAAGAUUUCUUAGUUUCAUGUUGUUAUUGCCAUUAGGUACAUUUCAUGCAUCUAAACUUGGUAAUGCGCUAGUUUUUCUGUAAUGUAAAGGGCUUGGAUUUCAAUUCCUAGAGACGUUUAGAAAUUAUCAUAUCAGAAAUUAUAAUGUUACCAGCAAAUCUUGUUGGGACAUAAAUUGGCAGCAAACAACUAUGAUAGUAUUUUGCAAAAUUUUCCUUCAGUUUCAAAUAACCAUAAUUCUUGUCAAAGUUGAUUCCUUACCUGAAAAUUAGCAGGUAUUUGUAAGACCUACCCAGUUUGGAGAGUAUGGCAAUUUUGACAGCUGUGCAAAAAUGCCUGGAAAUGCUAGUUGCCCCAGAACUACCAACUUUUCAAAGCUUUAAUUGAAUAAAGCUAGUUUUUAGGUGUGCCCUCAACGUUACCAUGUCUGCAUCAUGGGUGCACCACCACCAUGCUCUGCGUAGUGGAACCCAACAGGGUUUGCAUGAGCAAUGCUUAUUCUUGGGCCAUGUAUUAGCUGAAAAGCAAAUGCAUAACUGUCUCUUUCCAAAUUGGUGUCAGUUGGGAAUCAAAUAUUUCUAUAUCCUGAAAGCUGGUUUUCAGAGACACAUUUCAAAGAUGGUAGGCUCUGAGAAUAAAAAUGCUAAGACAAGAUUAAAAAGAUAACUGAAAAUUGAUGUAAAUUGUAUUUAAAAUAUGAUACAUAGAUUUUUUCAGAUUUCAGCGUUGCCCAGCUUUAUCAGGGUUGAUCAUGACUAUAUUUGUCUAAACAUUGUACUGAAAGGGUACUUUUAUACAUGCAUACAUGUUGCCUGUUUCACUUGUAAAGUAUGAACAUAUAUUAAUAUCUAAAGUAAUAUUGAUGUAAGCUGAUCUGACAGAUAUUGACAGCAACUAUUAUUGUUGAUGUUGAACAACACUGGUCACAAGAUUUGUCACAUGCAUUACAGCUGUCAAGUGAUUAAGAUUUGAGAACCUGAGAAUGAAAGAAAGCUUGAAAAUUUGCCUUUGAGGCUGGCUUUUACAUGCAAAAUAUGAAAACUAUAUUUCUACUAAGUUACUGUUAUUCUUCUAGGAAUUAUUUCUUCCAGCUUUACCUUCUUAAUGUAUGAAUCCUUGAAAUUGAAUGGACAGUGUUAAUUUUGUUCACCCAAUGCCCCUGAUGAUGAUGAUGAUGAUGAUGCCUUUUGCCUUUUGUGUACAUAUCAGAUUGUUAUCAACCUAAAGUAUCUUAAAUUGGUAUCUGUAGAAUAAUAAUGUUUUGGAUACUUGCAAAGAAAAUUUGAAGUCAA
This is a messenger RNA of Rhopilema esculentum, 9566 nucleotides long. Lineage: Eukaryota; Metazoa; Cnidaria; Scyphozoa; Rhizostomeae; Rhizostomatidae. The record is from RefSeq and is a predicted model, not a curated record.